Molecule: messenger RNA, 1265 nt
Organism: Amphiprion ocellaris (clown anemonefish)
Lineage: Eukaryota; Metazoa; Chordata; Actinopteri; Pomacentridae
Gene: gpsm1a
Product: G protein signaling modulator 1a
Exons: 4
Coding region: 177-851 (224 amino acids)
Molecular function (GO): protein binding; GTPase regulator activity
Source: RefSeq, a predicted model, not a curated record
UGUGGGUGUGUGCGUGUGUGUGUGUGUGUGUUCAUUGGAUGGUGAUCAGCUCCAGAGCAGCCGUUUGAGCGUCGGACAGAAAGUUGUGAACUCAGCGAUGUGGAGACAAACAGGAUAUGUUUGAGUUCAACUGAAGUUCUACUGAUGACCACGCCCUCCUUGGCUCCGCCCACAUCAUGGCUGACAGGAAGUUCUCAGGUGUGCCUCCUCCCUCCCUGCCUUCACCUGUUCACCAUGGGAGGAUCGGCGGGGCGGCGCCCAAAGGUUCUCCUACUCCUCAGCAGAACGGCAGCGUGGAACCAGAACCGGCGUCCCCCACACGGACCCUCGGAGGCCUCGUGGGUUCUGGUUCUGAAGGCACCUCCAGACCUCGAGGUCAGAGCCUCGGGUCGGCCCUGAGCUCCAGGACCAGAACCUCCAGGAACAAGUGGUGCAGCAGCCAGCAGGAGGAGCCCGAGGCCUUGUUGGACCUGAUCCUGGAGUCUCAGUGCCAGAGGCUGGAGGACCAGAGAGCCAGUCUCAGCCUGCUGCCGGACCCAGAACCAUCUGCUCUGUGUGGGGCCUGCAGCCCGGACCAGGCCGGUCUGGACCGGGCCGGUCUGGAUCCGGCCAGCCUGGACUUCUACUACAUGCUGAUCCAGUACCAGUCGGACAGGAUGGAAGACCAGCGCUGCUCCCUUCCAGAUCUUGAGGAUGUUCUGGGUCCAGUUCCGGAGGGUCAGGAGGACUUCUUCAGUCUGGUCCAGAGGGUCCAGUCCAGGAGGAUGGACGAGCAGAGAGCCUCGAUGCUGCUGAGACACUCGGAGGACGAGGACGCUCCAACAGGUUCUGCCCCCCGACACCAUCACUGAUGUCCCCACAGGAACCGGGUGGUCUGACUGCUUCUAGUGGGUCUGGACCUGCUCCUCAGGACCAGAACCAGAUGGUGCUGAUGGACCUUUUCUGUUUGGAUCCUGUUCUUAGUUCCCAGAAUCCUCCUGGUCCCAGAACCGGGUACUGCUUCAGGUGUGGGGACAUCAUGAGGUCCAAAACCUGGUUCAGAUUGUGAGUGAACUGGUCCUCAGCUGUCCCUGAUAGAACCUCAGAGUCCAGUCCUGGGGUUCUGCAGAAGAACAGUGUUUGUAUAGAAAGAUGUGGAUGUUAUCAUUAAUUCAUUUUCUAGUUUGGGUUCUUAUUUUUAUUGUUACUAAUAUAUUCUACUGAUAUCUGUCAUGUUUCUGGAACCAGAACCUCCUUCAGGAUUAAUAAAGUUCUACUGGAUCUUA